UCUAUUAAUCAAUCUCUCUCUCUCUCCAGUCUCCGCAUUCACCCCACAUCCCAACCCCUUCUCUUCUCCAACCUUCAUCCUAGGUUACCAUCUACUCUUUAAAUCCAGAUUUUGUUGGGUUGGGAGGGGGUGGGUUUGAAUUCAAUUGAAGUAGCACAGUUUCAUAAUGGAAGUGCCUGUUGUGUCCUUCAUUAUCAAAAGACUUGGAGUUUUGUUAACUGAAGAAGCAAAAUUCUUAUACGGAGUAAGCGACCAAGUUGAACAAAUCCAAGUCGAGUUGAAUCGAAUGCAAUGCUUCUUACAAGACGCAGAUUAUGCAAUACAAUCUGAUCUUGUAGAUGCGAGGGUCAACAACUGGCUUGCGGAAAUCAGAAAACUUGCUUAUGAAACUGAAGACAUCCUCGAAACUUUUGUCAUCCAAGUUUCAUCCAAAAGAAACAAAAAGGGUUUCCGAAACACCCUUAAAAGAUUCGCUUGCAUCUUCAACGAAUGGCUAGACGUUCACAGGGUCGGAAGUGAGAUCGGUGCCAUUAAAAACAAGAUCACUGACCUCACCGCUAGUUUACAUACUUACGGCUUGAAAAGUAUAGGUGAAGGCAUAAGAAGUUCGGCAGCUGAGAAGCAACAAGAAUUGAGGCAAUCAUAUCAGCAUGUUGUUGAAGAGGAUUUUGUUGGGUUUGAGGAAGACUUGAACAAGGUUGUGAAACAUUUGGUGCAAGUUGAUGUCUAUACUCCUAGUCGAGUUGUCUCUAUUUGCGGCAUGGGUGGUUUGGGGAAGACCACUCUAGCUAAAAAAGUAUAUCAUCACAAAGAUGUCAAGAAUCAUUUUCAUUGUUUGGCAUGGGUAUGCAUAUCUCAGCAAUACCAAACAAGAGAUAUUCUGCAAAGAAUCUUCAUCAAACUUGUUCCAGAGGGGAAGAAAGAGGUUGUCAGGAUGAGAAAUUUGUUCAACAGACUACAAUCGAACAACUUACAUCUGUCCAACAGACUACAAUCGAACAAGAUCUCAGGAGAUGGUGGUGGUGGGCGUGGUAGGCCUAGGAGGCAAGAGGUGCCGCUAUUAGAUGUAAUUCUGGCACGAGAGGAAGGAGUUGGUCAGGCCAACGUGGCCGAGCCACCAGGUCAGCAAGCCCAUGUUGCCAAGACAGGGCCAUCAUUUCUGAAGAGGGAGCUCUUCCGGUUGAAUCCAGAUGAGUUUUUUGAGGACUUGAAGGAGCCACUGAAGGUGGAUGAGUGGCUAGGGCAAAUACUAAAGACGUUUUUCGGGGACCCAAAAGAGCCACUAAAGGCAAAUGAGUGGCUAGAGUAG
Molecule: messenger RNA, 1309 nt
Organism: Camellia sinensis
Lineage: Eukaryota; Viridiplantae; Streptophyta; Magnoliopsida; Ericales; Theaceae
Source: RefSeq, a predicted model, not a curated record